AUGAAGGCCAAACAGUCUAACACCAAAGGCUUUAGCCUCCGCUCAAUCCUAAUCCACUCUCUCUGGAUCACCAUCCUUGGUGCAUUGCUCUUCCGCUUCGCCACCGCCAACACCCAACAACUCAUUUACGUCGAAAUCUUCGCCAUUGCCGGCACAAUUCUCGCCACCGCCCCAUGGAUCAUUCAGCUGCUCCUAUCCUUUGUGAUCAUCUUGUCCCACAAUGCCGGAAUAUGUGACCUCACGUGGCUCAUCGGGCCACCGUGCAAGGAGGGUUCAACAGCCAUGGAUGAAGACAUCGAGGAUGGUCGAGGAUUGAUUCCAAUCUACGGAAGGAACAGAGUUGCUAAUGGUUUUGGAUCUAAUCUGCUGGUCCCAGUUGAAGGAAGAAAUGGUCCUCAAUUGCAAAGAAGCAACACAGUUUGAUCUGCGGAUUUGAAUUUGCUUGGGGUUGGAGCAAUAAAAUCGUAAUAAAAUCUUUAACUUCAAGCUCUGCUUAAAUUUGAAUUUCUCUUUGAAAUAUCUUCUUUAAACUUUAGUUGUUACAUAUUGUAUCAUUCCCGGUAAAAGCAACAUGAAAGUACUAUCCAAAAUAGAAGGUUGAAGGUUCUAUAAGAGCAAUGUACCUGUUUAAACUUCAAACUCUACGGGAUUAACAAAAGAAGUUACU
Molecule: messenger RNA, 667 nt
Organism: Cornus florida
Lineage: Eukaryota; Viridiplantae; Streptophyta; Magnoliopsida; Cornales; Cornaceae
Exons: 1
Coding region: 1-423 (140 amino acids)
Source: RefSeq, a predicted model, not a curated record